AUGACCUGCAGAGCAAUGGCACUGUGUUUGACAAGUGGUCUUGGAGCACCACAGCCACAGAGGUGGAUGCACUUCCCCCCCCUCCAAGAGGAGUCUUCGCCGAGCUCACGUAGCAAGACCAGCGAUGCCGAGAGCGAGGCUGCGCAGGCGUCCCAAAGUGAACAGCUGCCAUCCCAAGCGCCACAGAACCAGCUGCGGACUGCGCAGCUGCCGAUCCCUUCGCAGAUGCUGCAAAUGUCGGUGCCUUUGCCCCCGCAACUGCAACUGCAGCAGGUUGCCGUGAUGCCAACGCAGGCACCUCAGCAAAUGAUGGUGCCAGUUCAGAUGCCCAUGGGCAUGGGCGGCAUGGGCAUGUUGCCCAUCAUCAUGCAGAUGCCGCAGAUGCAAACGGUGCCGAACUCCAUGCCGAACGCGAUGCCAUCGGUGCAAAACUCCGUGGCGAGCGCAUCCACCUUCACCUCAGGCCCUCAAGGCCCUGCCUUUGGCUGCGCGCACCGCUUUCACCCGAAGAACUCCAGCAUGGGUGUCCUCUCAGCAGAUGCGCGAAGCUUCACAAAGCGAUACAAUAAGGGGCGCUUGAGCAUCAUCUCCGAGAACAAGGUGCACUUCAAAGGCACUGUGCGAUAUGCCGUGCAAUUUACCGAGGGAGAGCUGUGCAGUGCUGACGGAGUGGGCUUCAUCCUCUCGUCGGACUUGCCUUGCACGCGAAACAUCCAAAAGAUCAUUUCGAUCUUCGUGAAUCGAACUGGCCGCAUUUGCGUUCGCGUGCACGAUGAGGUGGAGCGCUGCCCUCAACAUGUGAAGUGCCUGGAAAUUGGAGAUUGGCUCGAGGUUGCUGCGGAUCUGGAGCAACAAACGGUCAGCUUCACUGUUUGGCCACAGGACAAUUCUGAGCCAUCCUCCGCCACUGUGCACUUCAAGGAGAUCUUGCAGGAGGCACGCGGCCGGCUGCAUGGUGUGCCACGAAACCCUUGCGGAUUUUUGGCCGUGGUGAUGAAGCACUUGGGUGUCUCAGUGAAGUUGGCCUCCUAA
Messenger RNA from Durusdinium trenchii, 1032 nucleotides. The record is from the annotation of a GenBank genome assembly. Lineage: Eukaryota; Dinophyceae; Suessiales; Symbiodiniaceae.